AUGGAUAUUCUUUGCCAAAGUCGUAUAAACCAUGAUGAAGACUUGGUUGGCUACCCAGAUGAUGAUCAAGGUGAAAACAUCGAAAGUCAAAGAGCGCAAAACAAGAGCAGGGAAGAUGGCGGUUUUGUUUUGAACGUCAACGCUUCAUACAUGCAAAUCGGUAGGCAAAACGACAUAAGUUUUGGUUCAGUGGAUAAAACUUCUGACAGCAAAGUAAAUGAAAGCGAUGAAAGUGGUCCCGUGCUGACAGGAUUUUGGAGACCAACUGGCAAAUUGAGCGUCGGUCGCAGUAGAAGUGGUUUUCCUGAUUGUAAAUACGACCACUUAGUUCAACUGUUGGCCCGUAAGAAUAAGCACACGAGAGAAGCUCUUGACAUCACAGAUAAUUACAAAAUAACCAUGACGGUAACUUACCAUGAAGCCAAUGAUAGCAGCUUUCAAAUGCCCGAUUAUCAGUGUAAACGCCUCAAAACUGAAACCCAAUGUGGUGUAAACCGAUCAAUGGUGGGUGUUGUUGGCUUCCUGUUUCGUUUUCACGAGCCUAACACAAAAUACAAGGUCACCUGUACGUUGCUUACAACUCCACCAAAAAGGAGAGGAAAAACUAAUAUUGCCAGAGAAACUGACGCUUGUCAAAAACUUAGUGAAAUUUCAGUCGUUUUAGAAACGGGAGAAAGAUCAAAACGGAAAUCAGAUAAGCCCAGUGAAAAGACGGAAGUGCGUAAGGUUCCACCGUCAUUUGCAUUGGGACAAGCUUCUUUGUCCAAGACUAAUGCAAAACUACUUGAACGAUCCAUUUCGGUGGUGAAUCAGUUACAAUCUCUCCGCAAUGAUGGAAAGUGGGAGGAUUUUGACAAGUUAUCGUGCGAUCUUCUCCAAAAGUUUCCUGACACCGACACGCAAAUUACUAUUAAACUGGAACAAGGAAUGGCUGCCCUUUAUACUAGUAGAAACGAUUUCGAGAGCGCUCGUCAUGUCUUUGAUGAAUCUUUCAAAUUAAUAUCACAAGCAAAAAAUGAAGAACUUCUAGCUGGCAGAGGCUACGGUUAUCUUGCGGGAAUCGCGAGGCGACAAAAGAAUUUGGGCGAGGCCACUAGUUUUAUGCAGCUUGCGGAGCAAAACAGCCAUAAGUGCAGUCACGCACUUCUCGAUAGAAGCUACAUCGCUUACGAGAAGGCUAGCGUUUUGCUCGAUUUUAUCGGACUUGCUCCUCAUAAAAGUCUUCAACAAGUGAAAGAGGCUCUGGAUAAUCUUAAAAGGUGCAUAGAUCUGUGUAAUCAACUGGAAAAGGAUGAUAAUGAUCUCCACAUACAAAGACACCACUUCGCCUUCAUUAAAAUUGCAAUGCUGUUGCUCGACUGUGGAACGGAUGCCGCGCGCGAACGCGUUCUUAGCGAGGAUUUGAUCGCAGAAGGUGAAGAGUAUUUGAUGACACUGAAAACCAAGUACUGGACAGAGGUCGCUGAAAGUGUUGAGAUUCAGUUUUAUCUAGCCAGCUCCGAUCUAGAAUAUCGUAAAAGAAACUAUCUGGAGGCAGAGAGGUUCGCUAAUUUAGCGAAGGACAAGGCGGAAAAUUUCGGAUUCAAUACAGAAAUUUCUCAGGCAGAAAAACGUCUAGGUCACAUCCGUGUUGUCGCAAACAUUGGAAGGAAUGGAAACGAUUCACGACUCUUUACACCAACAUCCGUAGCCGCGAGUGAAGGAGAUGAUGGUGACAUCAGUUGGUCAGCAUCAGAAUCUGAUUGGUUGCAGAAUUUAGACUAG
Molecule: messenger RNA, 1764 nt
Organism: Porites evermanni
Lineage: Eukaryota; Metazoa; Cnidaria; Anthozoa; Scleractinia; Poritidae
Source: the annotation of a GenBank genome assembly